Molecule: messenger RNA, 8192 nt
Organism: Oncorhynchus nerka (sockeye salmon)
Lineage: Eukaryota; Metazoa; Chordata; Actinopteri; Salmoniformes; Salmonidae
Product: basic helix-loop-helix domain-containing protein USF3-like
Exons: 8
Coding region: 239-7576 (2445 amino acids)
Biological process (GO): negative regulation of epithelial to mesenchymal transition; positive regulation of transcription by RNA polymerase II
Molecular function (GO): DNA-binding transcription activator activity, RNA polymerase II-specific; RNA polymerase II transcription regulatory region sequence-specific DNA binding; protein dimerization activity
Source: RefSeq, a predicted model, not a curated record
GCUGGAGGGAGACAGAUCUUCCGCCGAGUUGGGCCUCUUCCUCCUCUCUGGGAAAACCAAAGUUUUGACAGGAACUAAAUUCCAAAAUGGGGAAGGUACAGGUAGCUAACUGGGAUAACCGACUCGCUCAGCGUUGGACUAAGCUCAUUGUUUACAUGUCAGCCAGGGAAGGGAUUUGAUGGUAGGCCUGCAAGCGGGGUGACCAGUGCCUGUUAUACAGGCAGUAGAGUAGGCAAGGAUGCCAGAGAUGACAGAGAACCAGACUCCUGGCCAUAAACCACGAAAGAAGAAAAACAAGGAAUCUCACAAUGCAGUUGAGAGACAGCGAAAAGAGAAGAUCAAUGCUGGAAUUAACCGUAUUGGGGACCUUCUACCAUGUUCCCAGGCACUGAAGCAGAGUAAGAACAUGAUCCUUGACCAGGCCUACCUUUACAUAAGUGAGCUGCAGAAACAAAAUGACGCCAUGCUUCUCGAAGGGGGAGAACGAGUACAAGUUGAGGAGAUCCGGCGACUGCGGCGUCAGCUGGACGAGCUGCGGAGGGAGAGCGGCCAUUACAUUGAGUUGCUCAAAGCCUACGACAUCAACUUCCUGGACGACCCCACCGUCCACUGGAAGGGAAAGCUGCGCUGUGCAAAGGUCGCCAAAGUAACGCCCACUCACCAGCUCCCCAAAGGAAUUAUUGUCUACUCCAAUGGGAAUGUGAUAUGCCCAGCAGGGAAGGAACCUAGUCCAGCUUCCGAUCUGGGGAAGCAACCAGUCAUGGCUGGGAUUGUUCAGUCGUCUUGUGACAUCACAGCAGGGGUUAGGGUGAACGUGGCCCUUCAGCACGCCAGUGUCCCUUCCUCUGCCCCUCCGCUCCUCCCUAAGGCAACCCUAGCCCCUAUAGUGUCUACACCUGGCAUGAAGCUGGUGGAACAGUGUGUAGAAGAGGUACCUUUAGCCCCCAAACUACCCCCCUCUGUGUCCUACAUCACCCUCCAGGGUAUCUGCCCACUCCCCACGGUCACUGCAGCCUUGCCCCAGCCUGCCACCCCAGCCCCUAGUCUCCCCGUUGCAGCCAGUUUGGCCACCCCACUCUCGCUCCAUCCUGUCCCCAGCUUUACAGCCCUUCCCCAGGUCAUAACCACCCAGAACGCUGCCAUCAGGACUUUGAGCUAUACGACUAUCAACAGCAGCCCAACCGUCCUCGGGGCCAGUGCAGCAGGGAGCACACAGACCACCUGGACUACCUUACAGCUGGCUGGGAACACAGUGCAACCUGUCUGCCAGGUACUCCCCACCCCAGAGACUAGCACCUCUGGGCAGCAGAGUAUCCAACAGAUUGUGGGCACUAAACUAUCAGUUCAACCCAUUCAUAUUCAAAUGAGGCCACAGGUAACCAUACAGCCCCAGGCACCCAUCACUGCCCAUAUCCAAGCCCAGCCUUCCAUCCAGAGGACACCCCAGCUACGGCCAGCUAUCCUGGCCCAGCCCCAGCCAGUCAUGGCUUCCCAGCCACACUGUACUGUCCUCCCUCAGUCAGCCAUCAUGCCCCAGCCUGCUGUGGUAGCCCACUCAACUAUGAUAUCACGACCUCAACCUGCUGUACAACAACAGGCAACAGUCCCCUCCCAUCCACAGACUGUCCUCAUGACUCAACCCCAACCAGCUAUGCUUCCUCAGGUCCAGGCUCAAGCCCACCCCCAGGCAGCUGUUAGGCCCCUCCUCCAGACCAUGCAGGUAUUGCAAAUGAACCCUACUGGGACAGCAAUUGCUGGGGUAACGACUCCCCAGAACACUAACAACCCGAGUGUUGUCAUCCUACAGCAGGCCAAUCCCUGCUCAGCCCAGUCGGUUGUCAGUGACGACUUAACCAAUCAGACGCCUUGUCAGCACAUCGUCAUCAUCCAGGCCUCCAAUCAGCCUCCACCUGCACCUCCUCAGAACCCUCAGGUUGGCAUGGUGCCCACAGCAGCACCCAAUCAGAUUGUCGCUACCAGCUCCACAACUUCCACCACUGGGCAACAGAUCGUUGGGGGUAAACAGUUGGUUCACAUUCUACCACGUCCCGUCCCUCAAACCCAGACACCCCAAGCCCCCCCGGUUCCCCCGAACCCUCAGACCAUCACUGUGAACGGGCAGGUGUUUGCCUUGCAGCCCAUGAAGACCUCUGAAAAGUCAGGCUGUAAGGGUGGCCAGAGCAGUCUCCAGCUGAUCCAGCCCAGCACCGCUGAGGAGCCCAGCACCGCUAAGGAGCCCACCACCAACAUGCACACCCUGGGAGCCCUCAGCAGCCUCAACCAGAGCAUCUCACAGGGCAUGCCGUCGUGCAUCUCCACCCAGAGUAACGUCCAGCGAACCCUAGCCUCACCAUCCUACUCUAUAGUGCCACAGCAGAAGCCAUCUUCUGUCCCCAUUUUAGCAGCUCCACACAGUUCCCCUGUCAGGCAGAUCCAGAUCCCCAGUGUGACUCCACACAGACCAGGGCUGGCGAUGGGUACAGGGAAGGCCUUGUGGAGUCAGCCUGAAACAGCCUCAGUGCCCAGACCUAAGAGGGCCAUCACCAAGAGGACCAAGUUAGUGAGUAAGAAGGAGCCCAAACAGGGACGGCCUGUCACCAUCUCAGCGAAGCCAGUGGCUUUAACAGGGGACCGUCUGGAACAAGAGGUCACUGUGCCUCAGGGAAUCCCAUCCUCUGUUGCUGUGGCAGUUCAGCCAAAGCCACUCCCUGUCAGCACUACAGCUAACACACCCACAGUUAGUAGUAGUGAGGCUUCAACACAGACCAGACCUGUUGAGAUUAGUAUCAACUCUACACUGUCCUCUCCUGAAGGUAAUAGUGUGACUACUAGUUCAUAUAGUGGACCAACUGUCUCCAGUGAAUGCACCACACAGAGUAAAACCUCUGUGACAAGUGUCACUCCGUGUACAGCAGCAGUUAGUAGUAGUAGUAUUUUUAGCUCCACACAGAGUGAACUCAUUAUCACUAGUGUUGUGAGUCUAGCUACUGUCACUUCUGCAGCAGAUAAGCCUACAGUCACUUCUACUGUUUCUUCUCAGAGUAAACAACCUGCGGUUGCCGUUAGUGACCGGUCCACUCACCUCAGACCUACAGUCACUUCUACUGUUUCUUCUCAGAGUAAACAACCUGCGGUUGCCGUUAGUGACCGGUCCACUCACCUCAGACCUACAGUCACUUCUACUGUUUCUUCUCAGAGUAAACAACCUGCGGUUGCCGUUAGUGACCGGUCCACUCACCUCAGACCUACAGUCACUUCUACUGUUUCUUCUCAGAGUAAACAACCUGCGGUUGCCGUUAGUGACCGGUCCACUCACCUCAGACCUACAGUCACUUCUACUGUUUCUUCUCAGAGUAAACAACCUGCGGUUGCCGUUAGUGACCGGUCCACUCACCUCAGACCUACAGUCACUUCUACUGUUUCUUCUCAGAGUAAACAACCUGCGGUUGCCGUUAGUGACCGGUCCACUCACCUCAGACCUACAGUCACUUCUACUGUUUCUUCUCAGAGUAAACAACCUGCGGUCGCCGUUAGUGACAGGUCCACUCACCUCAGACCUACAGUCACACAGAACAGACAGCCGGUCACUACUACUAUCAGCACUGUGCAAACUAGAUCAGCUAUCACUAAUGGCAGUUCUAGACAGAGCAGAUCUACCGGUGCCUGUUCCACAGAGACUAGAUCUAGGUCUACUGGUGUGAUGUCUUCAGCAGCAUGUCAACCCUCAGUCAGCACUGUAAACUCAAUAGGAAAUAGACCAGUGGUGUCUCUCCAGUCUGCUCAGCUCACUUCGUCAUCACAGGGUCAGACCAAGCCAGCCAAUAGCCAGGAGUCUCAGCCUACAACCCAGACCCAGUCCCAGCCCGUUGCUUCUCCUUCGGGCCCCUCCACUCCAACCCCCUGUUCUGGCACCCUGUCUUUUGCCUCACCCUCUGUAACAGUCCCCAUGACCAUGCCAUCAGAAUACAGGAAAUGGGUCCCCUAUAACAGACCCUCCACCCAGCAAAUGACCAUGCCCACUUCCACACCAUCCCAUCCUGCUGAGCUCAAAGUGACAGCAGUGUCAGGCAGGGAGAAGGAACCUCAGGCAGAGGGCCACCCCAGCGCAGCGAUGGAGAAAGCGAGCGUGAGGAGUGAUGCUGCUCCCUCUAGAAUGAACUACACUCUCCCACAGCAGGUGUACGUGCUAGACCACGAACCCUUGGAUCAGCCUCCGGCUCCUAACAGACAGACUGACUCGCUCAUGUCUGGUGGCGCAGGUGGUGGAAGGGGCUUCUCUGUGGCGUCUAUGCUUCCCACAGGUCACAGUGUCAGUUCCUCGCCAGGUCAUUUUGGAUCGUUUACUUUUGCCAGCGAGCAGACUGAUAUCCUGGCUAUGUUGGAGCAGGACAGUCCUGGGAGGAGGGUGGGGGGCUGCACCCUGGACAACUCCACCUCAACAAACACCCCAACACCUGCAUGGGAACCCAAUUCCAAGUCCCAGCAAGCCUCCAACAGCAAAGAGAGGAGUGCUGGACACCAGACAAAGCUCACCAAACAGAUGGAGACUCCAGUGGCUAAACAGGUGUCUGUUAGGGUCCAGGCUGGAGAUCAGACAUCCGCAGUCAGACAUCCACAGAACAUCUCCUUCUCCCAGUCCCACUCUCACCCCCAGAGCCAGGCCCAGUCUGGUACUUCUGGCACCCUCAGCGUCAACAACCUGAUCCGGCCCAGCUCCAGCCAGCAGCAGGCCUACCCAGGCUCCCUCAGUCUGGCUGGGCAGCUGGGCUCAGUCCCAUCCCCUGCAGGGAACUCAGCCCAUGUUUCCCAAACCUCCACCCCUGUCCUUCCUCCCUUCUCAGGCUCAGUCCAGCUGAACGAGUACGCCCCCCUGAUGAGGCCCCAGGUGGGGGUGGGUGAGCCGCGAUACAUCAAAGACUUGUCCAAGAGGCCAGCCCAGGAUGAUGUGAUAAUGUCCAGCAGUAACAAGCGACAGAAGACCUGCUCGUCGGCCUCUAACGUGGGCCGCAUGGAGGUCAAACCCCUGGACCACAGCCAGAUGAUGGUACCCCAGCUACCCCCUACCACCUCAUCCAUCAUGACCAGGAUCAACCCAGACGGAGUGGGUGCCCUGUUCUCAGGCAACACCUUCAUGAGUACAAUGCUCCGACCCACCGAGAGCCACUGCACCCCCCAGCUGCCCACACAGGAACACAACCAACCAGGUGUGCUCCACCUGCCCCAUGGCCACCCCCAGCAUGGUGCACCCCAGCCAGGCCAACACCUCGGGGGCAACCCCUACCUGAAGCAGCAGCAGCAACAACAACAACAACAACAACAGGAGCACCAGGGGCACCACCUGUACCAGCUCCAGCAUCACCUGACCCAGCCUGACCCUGCACACCUCCACAGCCUCCAACAGAGGGCGCUUCAGCAGGUCCAGAAGAAGCGGGGGCUGGUUGGAGGGGGUCAGAAACAACACCACCAGGAGAAGGGAGGAGUUCAGCAGCACCAGCAUCAACAGUCACAACAAUCACAUCUACAACAACCUCAAACACACCAGCAGCACCAGCAACAGUCGCAGCAGCAGCAGCACCAGCAACAGUCACAACAACAGCACCAACAGCAAACACAACAACAGCACCAACCACAAGCCCUGUCACAGCAGCAACAUCUGCAACAACACCCUCAACAGCAGCACCAGCAGCAGAGCUCCCACUCCAGACACCAGCACCUCCAGCAGCAACAGAUCCAGCACUUUGGGUCGCAGCACCAGGAGAAGAGCUGUGAGGCCCAGCCAGGACCAGCGGGACCCAGAGGUCACCACAGCAGCCACCUGGCCCAGGAACACCUCAAGUCUGAUCAGGACCACAGCACCAUGCAGAUGCUGAUGAGCUCUAGAAACCUAGAGCAGCACCUGACCUCCCAGCCCAGCAACCCUGCCUCCCAGCCCUCCGACCUGGGCUGUGCUCCCCCGCGCCAGGAUCACCACCGCGUCUCCAGCUACUCUGCAGAGGCCCUCAUUGGGAAGGGCUCGUCUAGUGAUGAGCAGCAGCGCAUGGUGCUCCAUCUGCAGGCCACCCGCGGUACUACACAGGAACAGCCAGACCUACGGGGAUACCUGGACACACCCAGAGUGAAGGGCAAUGUCACACACAACCCUCAGAGCCGGCUGCCCCCAGACCACCCAGGUUCUGCAGACGUCCAGAGGGUCUCUGAGUGUCCUCCGUUUAAAACAAUGGCCGGUGCUGAAGGGGGGCGUCAGCUGGGGGGCUUUGAGGACAUGACACCUAAAUCAGGUCCCUCCUCUCAGAGAGGCCAGCAGGGGGGUUUCAGGAUGAACCCGGGGCCUCCAGGGGAUGGGCGAACCCGUGGGGGGUACAGUGGACCCCAUCCUGGGACGCAGGGGGUGCAGAUUGUUGCUCCAGGUCUUACCCGGGACCAGGAGGGGUGUCAUCAGAGUUUUAUGCAGAGUCUCCUGGAGCAGACCGACCACCAGAGGGCAGUCCAGUGCUGUCCUCCAGUCAGUAUGGAGUACGGCUGUGUGCCUGGCAGCUCUGCAGGGGACAUGCAGGCUAAAGCAUCCAGCCCCAGUGUUCCUCCCACUCAGAAGGCCUCAGCUAUGAGGCUUGGGGAGGGCAACAAGGGCCACAUUCCUCAUGGUAGUGGGAACAUGGGCACCCACCCAGGGGUACGGACAGGCCUCCCCCACCCCCUUACCCCCCACAACAGCUCUGAGCCAGGCCGCACCACAGCCUCCUCCAGACCGCCCACCGCAGUCAGCCAGCGCUCCCGCCACAUCACCCAGGAGGCCCAGAGCGGGAAGCUGAGGCCUGGAGAGCGACCACGGUCAGGCAGCCUGAGACCUGGGAACCCCUUUGAGCCUGACGUCCACCUGCUGGGUCGACCACAGUCGGGGAGUGAGGCGCGGCGCAGCAGUAUCGUUCGCUUUAUGGCAGACAGUUCCCAGGCCUCCGGGGACAACAACCUGGUGCCUGACCAACACCUGGCCCAGAACUUUGGCUUCUCCUUCAUGCCGGAUGGAGGACUGAACCUCCCUCCUAUCAACGCCAAUUCUACUUUCAUCCCCCCUGUUAGCCAGACCAACUCCUCCCGCCCCUCGUCCCUGCUCCCCGUAGAGCCGCAGAACACCUUACCCUCCUUCUAUCCCUCCUACCCCCCUGCCACCCACCCCAGCCUGACCAGCGACAUCCCCAUUCAGUACUUCUCCAACCAGAUGUUCACUAGCCCCGGCGCCGACAAGAGCAGUUCUGCCCCCCUCAACAACCGCUUCGGCUCCAUCCUGUCUCCCCCGCGCUCCGUAGGGUUCGCCCAGGCCAGCUUCCCCCUACUCUCAGACAUGCCCCCUAUGCCCAUCAGCAACUCCUCUGGCAUCACCCCACACCUGUCCAACUUCAGUCUCACUUCGCUGUUCCCUGAGAUCGCCACGGCGAUGCAGCCUGAUGGUUCUGCCAUGCCAAUGUCCCCUUUGCUGUCGCUCUCCAACAAUUCCUCUGCAGACUCAGGCAAGCAGCCCAACCGCCUCGCCCACAACAUCAGCCAUAUCCUGGGGCAUGAUGGGAGCUCUGCCGUGUAGGUGAGGGGACUUAAGGUGUUGUCGUGCCAACGUGGCAGUCAGGAAUGUUCUGAUUCCAUUUCAGAUGAAACAUUUAUUGAGUUGUAUUACGUGGAGUAAUGCCAUGGCCAAUUGAAUUGACAGGAUUCCAACUGUUCUGUUUGGAUUAAAGUGGGUGGAAGGGCUGGUGAUCUUUUCUGUUGGUCAGCUGAAUGUUUUUUUAAUCAUAUUAUUAUUUAUGGUUAGUGUUAUACUUUAACUUCCUGGCAGUUCUAUCGAUACCCUAACAUGGCAGUGGUUGCCCUAGUUACUGAAGUCAUAGCGUUUCACUGAUCAGGCACUCCUAUGGCUCUAGGAUGGGGGAAAUGAAGCUCCUAAACCAUAUGGUUUGCAAAUAGGUCUGACGUGACGACUUAUCUGCUAGUAAAAUUAUAUGAAGAGUUUUGUAAUUUCAUUGACUAACUUCUAAAAGAGGAUCCAUUUGAAAAACAUGUGCACAAAAUUCUCAAACUUAAAUGUACUAACUUAAAAUCAGGGUGUACAGUACAGAAUAUAUGAGAUGUUUUGUAAAUAAGUUUCUUAUGAUAAUUGUUAGUUUGAUAUGUGUGUAUCUGUAAAUAAAUCAAGUUGAUUAACA